GUUUUUUAAACGUUGUGGUAUCAGAGCUGGCCUCUGUAUUCAUUUGAACGGAGUAGUGUUUAAUCAUUGGUCUAUCUAACCUUUUCAUGUGGUUAGUUUCUUUGUUUGUUCAUCUGUCGUGUUUAAGAAUGGACACUGAAAUAAUAUAUCCAGAUAUCUGUACAGCUGCUGUGUGACAAUGUAAACUUAAAAAACCCCAACAUUUCCAUGUCUAGAGAAGAGGGCGGCGUUGUGUUGGAUGGAGCUUGACUGCCCUCGUGUGUCCAAACUCGGGAACGGCAGUUUCCCAGAAGGGGUAUUCUGUUCCAAGUUUGUGAUCUGGAUGUUCAACUGGUCUCAGAUCAAGCAUCCUCCUCUGUACUGACUCCACUAUCCCCAGCUUCAUCCCAUUCAUCAGAUUCCACAAUUGUCCUUGAGUCCACAAGAAAGAGGAGGAACCCAACAGGGUUAAUGGACCAGAAUGAAGCAAGACAGGUAAGCUUUGAAUAAAUGCAUUUAAAAUCCUCAAUUACAUAAUUGUUUAUUAUUGAUACUUAACUGUAGAAGUGUUUUGUAAAUGUAUUCUCGACAUAAAGGAAAGGCAUUAAAAAUCCUCUUAAAUUUCCAUGAGCAUGUCAUAACAAUGUAAGAUGUUUUGGCAGAAAGUUGAUUGUGUUCUGAGGGCCAAUCCAAAGGGUGAGGAAAUCUUCAAGGAGUAUGAAAAGACCAAAACACUAACAGAUGCCACACGUAAACAGAUGGUGAACGUCCUGGUUGCAGACAUGUUAGAGCUACAUGGGUAAGAAUUGGAGGUCACUUCCCUCCCUUUAUCAUCACAACAGAUUCAUGUGGCGCAGCUAAAGAAUGCUAUUCUGUGUUGCUAUAAAAGGAGAAUUUAUCCUUUAACUUCUUGCAAACAUACAUGCUUGCAAAGUGAACUGAUUUAUUUUGAAAAGAGGAUUCCAUCCUCAAGUGUGAGGACAAAUUAUGCACUGGGAAUUGUGACACUUUUUCCAUACCUCCAAGAUCCUUUCUCCAAACAUGGAUAUGUAAGUUCUGUCUGAAAACACAAACCAGUGUGUUUUUAUAUUUUCUUCCCUUUUAUAGUUUUAAAGUUAAAAUGAUCUUGUUUUAGAUGAGUGUUUAUAGGUUGCUCAGCUUUGUAUUUUCCACUUGUUUUUGUAAUGUUAUAUAGUCAUUGUGUGAACUUAUUGUGUUGAGUAAUUCAUUCUUGAAGCCAAGCACGAGAUGCCUCUCUUUGGGUCUUUUCUUAAACAGGAACACUACUAUGAUCCUGAGGGUAAUACUGGCUUCAUUGCAUGGAGGAUCAAGACAGUUCAACAUGACACCUGUGCUGGCUCCCGGUGUCAUUCCAAGACUGUUCUUCAGGAUGGUCCAAAAACCAGACGAGAAUCUCUGUUAACCUGUCAACAGCGAUUUGGGGAGGAGUGCAGGGAGGCGAUAUCUACAAUAUGAUAUUCCACUGAUGAAUCUGUGGUCAGAGAGAAGAUGAGUGACUUUCCAGUAUCGACAGAAGAUGGUCGGUGAGGAUGCAUCAUCUUCAGUCCUGGAUUUGUUCACUUGUUUCCUUGCUGUAUCUGGAUUGGUAAGAAAAUCUUUAGCUUUGGAAGUAGUUUUGAAAAGGAAAUGACCUUCUCUGUAGUUAUUAAAUGAGUUCACUGGUACAGUAGAGAAAGGAGUUGUUCAGUGAUCACCAUAACAACAACAGGCCGGUCCAAUCUGAGAAAUUCAACGUUCUAAUCUUUUAUAUCCCAAAUGUAUGCAUAAAUAACACAGCAGAUCUUAAUUUUUAGUAUUUGACCUUUUAUCCAUUUAUGUCCGUUAUGUUUAAACCUGUAUAAACCUUGUUUAUAGAUUGACCAGGAUUUCUCCAUGAUGUUUGGUGACGAAGUGUCUCAGAAGUUCCUGGCAAAGUGGUCAAUAUUCUUCAAGCCAAAAAUCAUUGCAGACUGCAAGACUCUUAAGAAUAUGGGCGAGCUGCUGUCAGGAACUGAACCUGAAUCUGAGGACUACAAUGGAUGGGACAGUGAUAUGUCCUCAAUCCUUUUGCUGCUGCAUCUGUUCCCUCCAACCUCAAGAGGCCAGAAAAAAAACAUCCAAGAUCAGUUCAGCUCAAGCAACCAGCCAGCUUGAAGGAGCCAGUGUGACUACCUUCAUUGAGAGUGCUGACACAAGACAACCAUUCCUCCUCUGUAUCAGUGAGCGAAAGAAGGAUAUCCCAAAGUUCUACGUUAUUAUCGACCAAAAGGCGAUCCCAUGUAAGGCGCACACAUCAGUGGCAGCUUUUGAUGAACUGUUCAAAGCUCACUAUGUCUUCAGUUUCUCAUAUGAUGAAGCUCUUUGUGAUUUCUACACAUUUAUCCAAACCACUAUCUAUAACAUCGAUGUCAGAAGAGCAAAGGAGAGCCCGCGUGUUAAAGAACUUCGAGCAUGAUUGCUGCAGUGAGAUUAACAGCCUUGGAAAUGUUAACAUGUUUUGUACAUAAAGCACACCUCAGAACUUGUUUGGUUCUUCGUCAACAUUUAAAAUUUCAACAUGGUUUAUAUCUUAGCAAAAAGUUACAUUUAAAAUGUGGAGAGCCAGGUCGCCCGUUAUCAUUUUGUACUUGUAGUGGCUUCCGAAAACACCUCAGCAAGGUACAUAGUCACACUAUGGAUCAAGAGAUUGAUACUAAUCAGGAUCUUUCCACUCAGGGAGAAUAUGAGGCGGAAUGUUCAAAUGAUCGCCCAAAUUCUGUUGCCACUUUACAUACUUCACAAAGUUCUGUUGUUACAAGUCAGCUAUCUUCAAUGUGUGGAUCAAUUGUUGCUCAUUUGCAAGCAUCAGGUCUUUCUGAAAGUGCUGUCCAAACAAUUGUUUAUUCAGUGGAAGAAGUUGUUAAUGAUGUUAAAAUCCAAGCACGAGAUGCAGUUCUUAAAACUGAUACUCCUGAAAGUACAAGUUCAGACACUUGUAGAAGAACUGAACACUGUUUUGAUCAUUUAGGUAAUCCUUUUUCAGCAUUAAACACUGAGUCAAGGAGACAUAAAUAUUAUGAUGAGAAAUGGGAAAUAGUUGAACCUAAAGAAUGUGUUCUUGGGGUGAGAAUGGAUUUGCGCAGAGAUAGAACUACAGGUAUCUAUAGUCAGGUUCCCGUAACGGACAAGUGCAUGUAUGUACCCAUUCUGGGUACACUGAAAUCCAUAUUCAAAAACGGUCAAGUUAGAGAGAGCUUUUUACAGGACAAACAGAGUGGAAUUGGAGUUAACAAAGACAUUAAUGAUGGGUCGUAUUUCCAAAACCAUGCACUGUUCUCGCAGCAAAAGCACGCUUUACAGAUUCUACUCUAUUACAACGAUUUUGAAACUGCUAACCCUCUAGGUUCCAAGAGGGGGAUCCACAAACUUGGUUGUAUCUAUUUUACUCUAUAAAAAAAAAAUCUUCCACUCAAGUGUAACUCUGUACUGAUUAAUGUACAUCUUGCAGCUCUAUUCUACAUGGAAGAUCUUAAGACAUACGGUUUUGAUGUGAUACUAAAGCCCCUUAUUGAUGACCUGAAAAUCUUAGAAACCGAAGGCAUACAGCUUCCUUGUUUUGAACAACCAUUGUUUGGCUCAGUAAUUCAAGUAAAAGGAGAUAAUUUGGCUUUAAAUGGCUUACUGGGAUUUGUGGAAUAUUUCAGUGCAACUAAUUUCUGUAGGUUCUGUUUAAUUAGUAAGGAAGAAGUUCAAUCUAUAUUUACUGAAGAUCAUUCUGGGUUAAUUUUCCAUUCCAAAGAGCUUCAUACUGAACACUGUAAGGCACUAAAUGAAAAUCCUGAACUGCGGUCAAUAUAUGGUGUCAAAAAGUCAUGUGUGCAUAAUUCAUUAGAGUAUUUCCAUUGUACUGAUAACUAUGCUGUUGUCAUCAUUCAUGAUCUGCUAGAGGGUGUGGUACAGUAUGAACUUAAACUGGUUUUUGAGUACCUUGUUAAACAGGACUAUGUCUCUUUGAACACAUUGUCAAAUAGGAUACAGAGCUUUAAUUAUGGUUACACAGACUGUAAAAACAAACCAAGUGGGUUAAAAAUGGAUGAUAAAGGCAGACACCUGGGUUUGAAUGCCAUACAGUCAUGGUCUCUUCUGCAUAACACUCCACUGAUAUUUGGUGGUCAUUGAAAGGAAUAACAAUCACUGGAACUUUCUCCUGCUUUCGAUACAGAUUGUCAAUAUAGUGUUCUCCUACACCAUAAAUGAUGGGAUGAUAUGUUACUUAAAACAUCUGAUCUGUGAUCACCAUACUCUAUUCAAAGAAUUGUUUCCUGACAAGAGGUCGAUUCCCAAGCAUCACUUGAUGAUGCACUAUCUGAGAUGCAUAAAAAAAAUUGGCCCUCUUAUCCAUAUGUGGUGAAUGCGAUUUGAAGCUAAGUACCAUAUUUUUAAAAAAUAUGUCAAAAAUUUCAAGAAUCUCAUUAAAUCAUUAGUAAAGCAACAUCAACGUCAGUUGGCAUUUAACUGUGAAACGUAUUGUUUUAGAAGGUUUGAAUCUGGUCCUACAACAUCAAAAACCAUCUGUAACUUGAAGGUGGGGAAGAACUCAGUCAGACAUUAUAUUUAGAAGCCUGUUUGAGUGUUACAAGUACAAAGUGGGUCAGACAUUAUGGUACUGAGUAUCAUGUUGGUGUGUUCAUAUGCACUGGAUGUACCUAUGAUCUCCCUGUGUUCAAAAAGAUCUGUGAUUAUAAUAAUAUAUGAAGUGUUUUUACAUUACAGGAAAUUAUGAAAGCACUAUGUUCUAUGAUGACCACUUCAAUGCAUACUCUAUGGAAGAUAACCAAAUGGAUGAGUUUUCUGUCAUCUCUGUGAAUGAACUGACACACUUUAGGCCAUUUGACCAGCAGUGCUCUAAUGAGAUUAAUCAAAGAGAGUACAUAGUGCCCAAUUGUUAUAUUUAGAAAGACUUGACAUGAGGGGUCAGUAAUGUUAACGCCCUUGAAAAAAUAAAACCAUUAUAAAGCAACCAACUUGGUUUUUUUCUUUAUUUGCCUUUUAGAUUUGUAAUCAUUUAAAUGUAAUUUUAAUUGUGCAGUAGCAUAUUAACACUUUAUAGUGUUAGAGGCAACUCAUUUAAUAGUAUGCAAUUACCACUAUGAGAUUUAAUGAAUUACUCCUAUGAGAAUUAAUUUCUAACACUACACACUGGUGUUGAGAAACUAACACUUGAGUAGUGUUCAG
This is a messenger RNA of Ictalurus furcatus (blue catfish), 5193 nucleotides long. RefSeq lists its product as uncharacterized. The transcript is spliced from 5 exons. The record is from RefSeq and is a predicted model, not a curated record. Lineage: Eukaryota; Metazoa; Chordata; Actinopteri; Siluriformes; Ictaluridae. The coding region runs from base 2431 to 3411 and encodes 326 amino acids.